Messenger RNA from Urocitellus parryii (Arctic ground squirrel), 1146 nucleotides. RefSeq names its product lipopolysaccharide induced TNF factor (gene Litaf). Gene Ontology annotation, biological process: regulation of cytokine production. The record is from RefSeq and is a predicted model, not a curated record. Lineage: Eukaryota; Metazoa; Chordata; Mammalia; Rodentia; Sciuridae. Gene Ontology annotation, molecular function: zinc ion binding. Gene Ontology annotation, cellular component: cytoplasmic side of late endosome membrane; cytoplasmic side of lysosomal membrane; nucleus.
CUCCCGCGCGCCCUCCUCGCGGCCGACCGCGCGCCACCUCAGACCUCCCGGCUCCUCGGCGGUGCAGGCGAUAAGAUGUCGGUUCCAGGACCUUACCAGGCAGCCCCCGGGCCCUCCUCGGCGCCAACCGCACCCCCGUCCUACGAAGAGACGGUGGCCGUUAAUGGCUACUACCCAACGCCUCCUGCGCCCGUGCCUGGGCCGACCACGGGGCUGGUGGCCGGCCCGGAUGGGAAGGGCAUGAGUCCGCCUUCCUAUUACACCCAGCCCGUGCCCGUCCCCAACGCCAACGCAAUUGCCGUGCAGACCGUCUACGUGCAGCAGCCCGUGACCUUCUUCGACCGUCCGGUCCAGAUGUGCUGCCCGUCGUGCAGCAAGAUGAUCGUGACCCAGCUGUCCUACAACGCUGGCGCCCUCACCUGGCUCUCCUGCGGGAGCCUGUGCCUGCUGGGGUGCGUGGCCGGCUGCUGCUUCAUCCCCUUCUGCGUGGACGCCCUGCAGGACGUGGACCACUACUGUCCCAACUGCAAAGCCCUCCUGGGCACCUACAAGCGCUUGUAGGACUCGGGCACCCUGGAGAGCGGGCGCCGCGCUGCAGGAGGCCACCCCGGGAGAGGCCGCCCGGCCUCCUCUCCGCGAGUCCACCUUUGAUUCUUCUUUUGGGGGGAAAACAUCACAAAGUCCAGAUCUCYAGACCCAUAAACUGCUGCUUGGAGUCCGCCCAGGACAGGCAAAGACGGUGACCUGGAGCUGGCCGUCCCAGGGAGCCCGCGACCCCAGGUCGGCCCGGAGGGCUGUGGCCGCCCGCCGUCCCUGGGCGACCUGCCACCGGCUGGCUCCUCCUCCUGCCUCAGUGGCCUUUCUGGUGGUGGCUCCGACUCCGAAGCCCCGCCUGCCUUACCUGAGAGACUGUCCUGCCCGCUGCGUGCCCAGUGCCCAGGGCCUCCCCUCCCCAGGACAGGAUCUUGCCUUACGACUUCAUGGGCUUGGCUUUUAGGUUCCGUGAUCGCAGACUCCUUGCCAUCAACUCACUUUAAUCCCUGGGUUUUUUUUUGUUGUUGUUGUUAAGUGCAAGGAAAGGCCAUUGGCGCCCACCAGGCACACCGCGAGGCCCCAGAUGCAAAAUAAAAGAAAAACGAGGCUUUC